Molecule: messenger RNA, 423 nt
Organism: Ostreococcus lucimarinus CCE9901
Lineage: Eukaryota; Viridiplantae; Chlorophyta; Mamiellophyceae; Mamiellales; Bathycoccaceae
Exons: 1
Coding region: 1-423 (140 amino acids)
Source: RefSeq, a predicted model, not a curated record
AUGUCGUCCGCCAAGGUGCAGUUCAUGAUCACGAACGCCAUGCGCGCGAUUUUGGUUGAUGAUUUGGAUUAUCUCGACGCCGAAGUCGACGUGAUGCGACCCGAGAUCGCGGCACAGCUCAUCGAAACGCGAACGAAACGACCGUUUGGCGAUCGCCCGAUGCCGGAGGCGUGGAAACGAGGAGGGAACAUGCCGCAGAGACGAGGGGGAGGGGCGCUGUCGAAUAAUCUGGUAAAGCUGUUCCUCGCCGGCGUCUGUUGCCUGGGCGCGGCGGUGAUGAGCGGGAGAGUGUCCGUGGGAACUCUUCUCGGUGGGGCGCCGCUGGGGAGGAAACCGUUGAAGAAACUUUCGAGCGAGAUGAAGUCGACGAAGAAGCGGAAGAGUUCGUCGAAAAAGCGAAGAAAAAAAACGGCGGCGGCGUAA